AUGCCCGUGGCCAGGGAACGUUACGCUGUGCCCCGCGCGCGUUGGACAUCCGUCGUGCGUGUGGUCAUCCUGAUGCUCCCGCUGGUCGCCGUCUGCUGCUUCCUCUUUGGCCACUUCUUUGGCCAGAAGUCGCCGGCACCGACGGGGGACACAGCCAUAGGCGAACUCCACCUAAAUCAUACAGGCCCUCGGCUGGACCCGCGGCUGCCCUGGCACGGGAACCCCGCCCUGGGGCGCGCCUUUCUGCACGGGCUACAAGUGGACGACCGCGGGCAGGUGUACAUCCAGGUGACGGGCAUUUACAGGCUCCACAUCCAGGUGACCCUGGCCAACUGCACAUCCUCCUCGCGGGCCGCCGCGCGCCCCGGGCCCACCUUGGUGGUGGCCAUCUGCAACCCCGGCGCCCGGCCCAUCAGCUUGCUGCGCCUCCCGUUCCUCGGAGACUGUUUCGUGGCCUCCCAGCGCCUGACGCGCCUGCUCCAGGGGGACACGCUCUGCAGCAACCUCACCUUGCCCUUCCUGCCGUCCGCCAACUCGGACGCGAGUUUCUUUGGGCUCCACUGGGUGCACCAGUGA
Molecule: messenger RNA, 576 nt
Organism: Sorex araneus (European shrew)
Lineage: Eukaryota; Metazoa; Chordata; Mammalia; Eulipotyphla; Soricidae
Gene: CD70
Product: CD70 molecule
Exons: 3
Coding region: 1-576 (191 amino acids)
Biological process (GO): tumor necrosis factor-mediated signaling pathway; immune response
Cellular component (GO): plasma membrane; extracellular exosome
Molecular function (GO): tumor necrosis factor receptor binding
Source: RefSeq, a predicted model, not a curated record